AUGGGCUACGCGAUGGCCAUGAAUGUCAGAAAAUACAUGGACGCGAAAUCUACCAUGUAUGUGUACGAUGUCCAUCAGCCGUCAUGCGAACGAUUCAAAGCGGAGUUUUCUCAGUUCGGCCCUAUUGAGAUUGUUGAUUCGGCGAAGUCAGUUGCUGAGAAUGCCCUCGCAAUUGUAUCCAUUGUGCCCACUGGCAAAAAUGUCAAGGACGUCUAUCUAGACGAGUCCACGGGGAUCAUCGCCGCGCGGGGUGCAAAGAAUGGAAAUCUUGACGCAAGUAGGCUCUACCUUGAAUGUAGUACAAUCGAUGUCGCCACAGCGAAAGAGAUAGGGGCUGCUCUGAAAAAUGCAGGCAUGGGCACAUAUAUCGACAGUCCCGUAUCCGGGGGCGUUCCGGCUGCGGAACAACGAAGUCUAUCCUUCCUUCUGGGCACAACUCAGCCCGACGUUCACGAUGCCGAAACGUAUCCGCUGAAAGAGCGCAUUCAAACAAUUUCGGGUUAUAUGGGAGCUGCUGAAAAGACCUUCUUUUGUGGCGCCCUAGGAAACGGUCUCGCAGCUAAGAUAUGCAACAACUACUUGUCGUGCACCAUCUUGCUCGCUAACUGCGAAGCCAUGGCCACUGGCAUGCGGCUAGGCUUGGACAAGCACUUGCUUCAUCAAAUUAUCCAAAAUUCUUCAGGGCAAAACUUCAUGGCCGAUCACGUCUGUCCCGUGCCCGGUGUCGUGGCCCAUGCCCCAAGCAGCAACAACUAUAAGUUGGGAUUCAAAUCGCAAAUGCUUGUGAAAGACGUUGGACUUGGUGUUGACGCUGCCAGAAGUGUUGACAUUGAACCUACCAUUGGGGAGGCGGCCAUGAAGGUCUACGAGAAGGUAGCCGUGGAUGAAAGAUUCAUUGACCGCGAUGGCUCGAUAGUGUACAGAUACUUAGGGGGGCCAGAAAAUUAG
This is a messenger RNA of Ilyonectria robusta, 948 nucleotides long. RefSeq names its product 3-hydroxyisobutyrate dehydrogenase-like protein. The transcript has 2 exons. Gene Ontology annotation, cellular component: mitochondrion. Bases 1 to 948 code for a protein of 315 amino acids. NCBI's taxonomy places the organism in Eukaryota, Fungi, Ascomycota, Sordariomycetes, Hypocreales, Nectriaceae. Gene Ontology annotation, biological process: L-valine catabolic process. The record is from RefSeq and is a predicted model, not a curated record. Gene Ontology annotation, molecular function: NADP binding; NAD binding; 3-hydroxyisobutyrate dehydrogenase activity.